Messenger RNA from Didymodactylos carnosus, 3114 nucleotides. The record is from the annotation of a GenBank genome assembly. NCBI's taxonomy places the organism in Eukaryota, Metazoa, Rotifera, Eurotatoria, Philodinida, Philodinidae.
AUGUAUACGAUUGAACGAUGUAAACAGUUUACAAAUGGACGAACAAUUGUUAGUUUACUCGAUCCUUUACAAUCAUUUUUUAAAGAAUAUUUAACUGAACUGAAACGUGUUGUAAAUAAUGUACGUGAAAGACAUUCGAAAAUACUUGGUACAGAAGAUUGGGAAUUAUUUCGUCAAACGAUAAGAAUUUUAGAACUAUGUGGCGAUUUUAUUCUUCAUUAUGAACAGUUUGAAUCAGCACUAGCUCAACAAAUGUUACAAAUAGUUAACGAAUGGCAACGCAAGACCAACAAACAAAAACAAGAUCCAUUUGAUUUUUCUGUCGAUUUAUUUUUGAGUAAAACAAAUCAACAAGAAUUUUUAUCAAUUAUUACUACAUUUGAAAAUGCAGACUAUAGUUUAUUUCCUGACAUUCCAAAACUAUUAUCGAAAUUCAGUGAUGAUUGUCAUCGUUUUGCAUUUGACGUUGUAUUUUUACCGAUAAAUAGUUUAUUGAACGGAUUUUCAAAAAGUCCAGUUUGGGCAAGUGAAAAUAGAGGAACAAUUGUCACGGAUUUACCAUCGUUUUCUCUUGUACCACAAGAAAAUAUAACAAAAGUCGGUCAGCAUUUACUAAUGUUACCACAACAUUUUGAACCGUUUAAUCUACACGACAAUCGUCAAUUGGGUGCGGCAUUUAAAAAAGGAAAAUUGCCAUAUCUUGAAGACAAAGAUUCAUAUACGGACUUAACGUCUUAUUGGUUAGAUGCGGUCGCUAUUGGAGCGAUGAAAAUCUGUAUGGAUGAAACAUUACAAAUUCAAGUUCUUAGUACGAAUGGUCUAAAGCAGUUAACGAUGGACUUGAAUUAUUUGUACAGUAUUUUCGAGGAUUUUGGAUUAAAGGAUAUUGGCUCAUUCCGUGAUUUAAUCCAACUAUUGAGUGCUGAAGAUGAUGAAAAAUUUGAUGAAAUAGCUAAAAAUAAACCGGCACGCAUGGUAACAACAAUACGAAGCAUGCGAAAAUUUAAAGGACUUGGUAUUGUCACACCUGUUGACGAAGAAAACAAUGAAAUUUCUAGUCUAGCAAAAGAUCAAAUUGAGCAAUCUCGACAACGCUUGACUAAAUUGGAAAAUGAUGGAUUAGAAUUUGUAACAAAUGUACGUGUGGGACAAGAUUUGAAUGAACAUCAACAUCGUCAACAAGAAGAAGAAGCGACGAGAAAAAGGAAUGAGCGUCUUGAACAAGAUGCUAAAUCAUCAAAAGAAAAAUUUGAAGAAAUUAUUCGGAAUUGGGAAAGUGCCCGCACGAAGGAUAUUCCUCGGGAAUUGCAUGAGCUUCUCAUGGAUCAAAAACAAGCCUGCUUUACAAUGUUGGAACAGAAAAAUAAACUUAUUGGAGAAUUUGAAAGGGAGUUGAAAAAUAAAGAUGAUCAUUAUGUUAAAAUGUUAAAAAAGUUCGAUGAAGGUAUCAAAUUACUUGUAGAACGAAUGAAUGAACAAAUCAAAAGUAGACGAAUGUAUUAUGCAAAAGAACUGUAUUCAAUUGAGGAAGCAUUUAUUAAAGAACGACAAGAACUUUUAGAAAAGUAUCACAAAGAAUGGAAUGAAAAACUUGAAGAAAGACGUUUUAAAGAGGAACAAUUUGUUAAAGCACGAUUUGAACGCUCUGAUGAAUUUGAUCGUGAAUUACAGCGUUUACGUGUAAAACAAGCGGAAGAAUUUAAUGCCACAAAAUUGAAAUUAGAAACUCAAAUUCAAGAACAACAACGAAAAAUUGAAGAGAUGAAGGCUGUGUAUCAGUUGAGUCAAGAAAAAUAUGAAUACAAUUAUAAAGUAUUAAAAAAACGUGAUGAGGAAAAUAUGGUUACACUUGGCAUACAAAAAACACGUAAAAUCAAAUUGACUGAUAUAUUAGCUGGUCUAAAACAGAAAUUAAAUCAAAAAGAAAAACAAUUCAAAACCGAAAGUAUACAAACAGCCGAAGAAUAUAAACGCACGUUAGCAAAUAUUCAAGAAAUUAAACGAAAAGCAAAACAUUUUCUAACAGCUGAUUUAGAAAAAUUUCAAGAUUUAUGGAUAAUGAAUGAAGAACAAUGUAAAGAUAUGGCAAAAAAAUUACUUGAAGCCGAUCGAAUCAUUUUUGAACAACAACUUGGACUCGAAUGGGAACAACCAGAUAUUUCAUUUAUGGAUAAUGUUGGUCCAAUUGAUGCAACAAAAGUACCAAAAUCUUCGAUUGAAGUUGUUAAAGAAAUUUUGCAAGCUUCCGAUGUGAAUAUGGCAACUGGCGGUGGUGGUAUAAAAAUGACAGGAGAUCAGCAAGGCGGAAGAAGAGUAACUAUUGAUACAUCAACAGGAGCACAAGAAGAAGGAGAAGAAAAAACUGAUGGUUUUGAAAUAAAAACUGGUGUUCAAGAAGCAGGUUAUAAUCUAUCAAAUCAGAGUAUGAAAUCCAUAUUAGAAUUAAUUUGUGACGAGGGGGAAUUUUUAAUUGAACCCAAAUUACUAGCAUUACUCGAACCAUUAGAUGAAAAUCAACAAAGUUUAAUUAAACUUGAUGCCGUAUUUCGUGCAUUAAAAAUUGAAAACGAAGAUGAUAUUAAAUUAAUGGCUAAAUUUUUCAUUGAUGAAGUUCAUAUUCAAGAAGUAUCUAAGAAAACAUAUGUGUCAAGUGGAACAGGACCUGAAGAGGAUGUUGAACAGCCCGAUGAAAAAACUGUUGUACAUCAUGUUGAAUUAAUCCAUCCGAAUCAUGUUUUGAAAGCAUUAAAAGAAUUUUUAAAAAAUUAUCGUAAUCUUAAAAAAAUGAAUUCUCAAGCGGCAUACAAAGUAGCCACUCUAGACGAUAGAGAUGAUUCUUUGGAUAGUGAAUAUUGGUCAAAAUAUGCGAAUGUUAUCGAUGAACGACGUGAACGUUUAUGGGAUUCCUUAUUAUUGGGUCUUCAAAAAUACCAUUCAAUAUUAACGACUCGUUCAAAACUCAUUGAUGAAAAUGCGGGUUUGAGUAAACAAAAUGAUGAACUUCGAAUGUUAUUGGCUAAAUACAUGCAAUCGAAGGUUAAUCAAGAAUUGCAAAUUCCUCCAUCACAAAUUAUCCAGUUACAACUUGCAGAACAGACAAAUGGAUAUUCAUAA